Messenger RNA from Candidula unifasciata, 627 nucleotides. Lineage: Eukaryota; Metazoa; Mollusca; Gastropoda; Stylommatophora; Geomitridae. The record is from the annotation of a GenBank genome assembly.
GCCAAAAACAUCAAGCACCAGGACAACUUCUGCAGGAAAGGGAAGAAAGCAAGUUACUCCACGCCCGUUUACACCGCGGUACAACAGCCUCUUGGAGAUAGACCAAAGGGAAGAUAUAUCCAGGUCAGCUUUGUUUCGACAACUUUGUGCAUUGAACUGGAUUCUGGACGCCAUGAACAUAGAACCAGGCUACACAAUGCGACCUAUAUCCAGGUGCUGGAGCCAUACAGAAAUUGGAGGUUCCAAGAUUUCAGCUAAAAGAGCAAGAGAAGAGAGGAGAACAGAGUCUGACUGGGAAAGAUGGUUGAACAACCAGCUGUUUGUAAAAGUCAGUAAAAAAGGAAGCUUUACACGAUUGAACAGAAUGGCUCGAGGAUCUAGACUGCUGAGCCAGCCAAGAGUUUCUUUACAGUCAAGAAGCAUCAGUCCUAGUAGUUCUUCCUCACAGGUCAAUAUAUCUUUUAUCUUGGUUUUUUUUUUUUUAAAUCUUUGUCUUGGAAUUUUCAAGUUCCUAGAUGAGUACUAUGACAGUUUGAGAAUGGAGGAGGAGAAACAGAAGGAAGCUGAAUCUAAGCCAGCUAACUCUCAGAGUGAUGUGCCUCUACAGGAAUCUGCAGAUGACAAACA